UGUAGAAGUCAAAAAUAGCAAGGCUGAUGAGAUAAUGAGUCUUAAACCUCUAAACACUCAGAGCUGACCAGAUGUUUUAAUCUAAAUUCGGCCGAGAUGUCCCCUUGAUCUUAGCUAGCGUAAUUUCCUCACCCCUGGCGAAGGCUGCAGCUUGCAGGUGACACCACAAUCUUUGAUACAACUUGGGACUGCCUUAACACAACAACGCCAUAGCUGCAACGCUCGCCGCGACAAGCCUCCUCCGUCCGGUCUGGCUGACCAAAUGCCAGUAGAAGGAGUAUGAGACAUGAGUACUCUCCAGUCGAGCCAACCGAUGAAUUCGGCUCAGACAUUGCUGAUGAUGAUGAUGAAUUCCGGAACUCCUCGUCGCUCAGAUCAGUUGUUACUAAACAUGGCCUGCGAGGGGGCUAUAGAGGCGGCUCACUAGGAUUAGAAGUCUCUCGCAUGGCUCUCGCAACGAUAGCUUUCGUGAGCACAAAGUAUAUUCUGAUUGAUCUUUACUUCCAUUAUCCUCUCCAUCUGCUGUUUGCCCAACUCAUUUCAUUGUUGCUACUAUCUGCCACGCUUGAUCUGGCAGCCUCACAGACUACUUCAGAUAAGCUGGCAUGGCUGGCUCAGAGUAUAUCGGCCUCCCAAAUGGUCUUAGAACCAUCCAAGGCCUCAGUCGUCGCGUGUGUUGCGCUCGCGCUGUCGCUGCCUUUUCUUGCUCAGGCUAUUCUUCACUUUCCGAACCUACCAACUGUUAGCAUGCUCAUAAUAUUUGAAUUCACACUGGAGUUCGCUUGCGGGCAAGCGAUAUCUGAUCCUGCAUGCCGUUUGGGGCUUAAACGCGUCAUGAUACCCUUGCUUUUGCUGUUAAUUGGAUGCUCAUGGCUUUUACUGGACGAAUACCGUAUGGAAUCUAAUGGUCUUCUCUUUGCGCUCCCUGCAUGGGGUCUCUUUGGCCUAUAUAGGGCAAUAAUCGAAACGUACACUUUAGUCAAGAUAUCGCCGCAGUCGCAGCGUUUCAUCAAUCAUACCUUGCGGACGACAAUACUUAUGUCUUUGGGAAUGACCACGCUUUUGCUUCUCAUGUUGGAACGCCCUCUGCAAGUCUUCUCCGACCUGAACCUUGUCCAUCCAAUAACGCUCGCGAUCAAUCUCGGAUCUACGGCAUCAUCACUACUUCUAUUCUUCAGCAAUGUGGACGGCUUUAAUCAAGAAAAGGUCGCUAGUGGCAUUCCAUCUGCCACUUGGACUCUUCGCGGUCUCUGCUGGGCAGGUACUUGUGCAGUUGCAAGUACUUUGCUAACACGCCCUGCGAUGUCUACCAAGCUACAGGUUGCAAGUCUUCUCGCGCCGUCACUAUCAGUUGUUGUCUCGCAAUUGCUAUGGGGGAGAGAGGUUUCUGAACAGCGGAGGGGCCAACGACUACGGCAAAGAGGACGAGAUAGCCGACAGAGUGGAGAUAGGGAUAUAGGCCUGGUUGAUAUACCUCAGAUAGAAAGAUCUCCUUCUAGAGACAAGCGCGACCCACCUUCGACGUCGCCAUCGAAGCAACAGACGUCACUACAACAGGUUUCUGCGCUCACUAGCGCCAUGGGCAGAGAUUGCAUGGCACUACUUGCACUAUCUCUAUGUAUUUGGACUUUGUUUGCAGUGUUCGUAUCGCCUCGAGCGAAGACCAUCUCUGAAGACCAGAAGCUCUUCGUGGCACAUCUCGAUCGGGCAUAUAUCCCCAAAUUCGACUUCGAUAUAGUCGUGAGCGCUUAUGACGAACCUGCUGCUUUCGCGAAAGACAUAGCAACGCGGAUCAGCAGUCUGUCAAGUUUCGCCGACCAGAAGAUAAGAUUGUGGGUAUAUACGAAAGACGACAAAGCGAAUGUUGAAGAGUUGACUGAAAGGACUGGUGCUUCUCACGUUGUGAAACGUCCCAACAUUGGUAGAGAAGGAGAAACAUACCUGUAUCAUAUUGACAGAGAGUGGGAUAAUCUUGCACGCCAUACUCUGUUCGUGCAAGCACACGUUCACAACGCUUGGGAGUUUUACCGGCGGAUCGAUCAGUACUACAACCAGACCACAGGCAUGUUAAGUCUUGGCUUUGUGGGACAUAUAUGCGAAUGCUAUAAUUGCCACGACCGCUGGGGCUUUGAUGAUGAUACAGGCACCAUCUUGCCUGAUAUCCACGAAGAAGUCAUGAAAGAGACUUGCCGGACUCCUUUGCUGUCCUACAAGGGGCAGUUUAUCGCUUCUGCACGACGGCUACGGGGUACCGACCGGAAAACCUUUCAGAAGCUGCAUAAACUGAUUGCCGAUCCUGAAAGUGAGGUACAUAAACCUGGGUAUCUAAAAGGGCGACCGGACUCGAUGAACGCGCCAUUUUUCGGCUACACGCUAGAACGGUUGUGGUCAAUACUGUUGCAAUGCUCGGAAUACAGGAUUGCUCUGCGAUGCCCAUCGACACUCAGCGGUACAAGGAGAGGAGGGAGUUUGGCCGACUGUCAAUGUUUGGACGAUAGUGUGUAAAGUGAUUUCUGAUUUACAUGACGUGCGAUGUGAAGGC
This is a messenger RNA of Pseudovirgaria hyperparasitica, 2542 nucleotides long. RefSeq lists its product as uncharacterized. Lineage: Eukaryota; Fungi; Ascomycota; Dothideomycetes; Acrospermales; Acrospermaceae. The record is from RefSeq and is a predicted model, not a curated record. The coding region runs from base 280 to 2505 and encodes 741 amino acids. The transcript has 5 exons.